AUGACCGUUUCAACUAUCCCUUCCUCCUCUUUCAACCCUCCCAGCUAUAGCUUCUACACUACCAAAAAAACGUGUGAAAUAUGCGGAGACCGUGCACAAAAUGCAAGAUAUGGAGAGAUGGCGUGUAGUGGAUGUAAUGUUUUCUUUCGGAGGACUAUUCUUGAGAAAAAGAAAUAUGUGUGUUGGAGAGGGAAGAAUUGUGCAAUUAGUUAUGCCCACCGAUGUGUCUGCAGGUACUGUAGAUUCCAAAAAUGUGUUCAAGUCGGUCUGAAAGCUGAAGCAAUCCAACAAAGGGAUAGUUUGGGGCCAAGAUUUGUGAAAAUAAAGUCAAGAACUCCGGAAAUUAUAAUAAUUGAUGAAACACCUGAAUGCCUACUAGAAAAGUUCGUGAAGCUCCAGUGGAGGCAAACAUCAGAACACCAUCAAUACUUUAUUGAUCAUAAAGUGGAUGUGCCGUUUCAUAGGGAUGCGUCGCACAAAAUAAACUACCGCCGACGAGCUCAACCCCACGACAUCAGCGUCAUGCUCCAACUAUCCCUAAGGCAAGCCACCCAAUGGAGCAAUCACCUGCGGCCAUUUGAAUGUCUACCAGCUAAAAUCAAACGGGACGUCCUUGCUGAAUACUUUAUAGCCUUCAUGUUACUAGAUCAAGGCGCCAAGACAUCAAGAGAAGCGAACAGAAGUACUUGGUUAAUUCAAAACGGGAGUUUCAUGCAUCCGGAUUACUGUAAAGGCUUGUCACAUGCAUCAACAACAAAUACUGAUCAGCUAAAAAACCACUAUAACUUUGUAUCGGAACUGAUCCAAAGUAUAUCCGAGCCAUUCAAAACUCUAGAAAUCAGAGACACGGAGCUUGCUGCGUUAAAGAUUCUCCUCCUCUUACGACCCUCCUGUUCCUCCCGUAACAUCUACUCUGGACAGGAAGGAGCUGUCACUGGUCUCUACACUCAACUUAUGGAGGAACUUAUGGAACACUCUAUAGUAAAGUUUCCUGACCAAGGGGCGCUGCGAUUUGGGAAGAUUGUAUUGUUGUUGAGCUCGAUCCGGUGUGGAAUUAAAGCGGUUUAUAAUUAUAUGCGGGGCUCUGAUUUGUUUAAUGAUGCGAGUUUUGAUGAGAAGGUUCGGAAUAUUUUGUUGUCAUGA
Caenorhabditis remanei is the source of this 1143-nucleotide messenger RNA. RefSeq lists its product as uncharacterized. Lineage: Eukaryota; Metazoa; Nematoda; Chromadorea; Rhabditida; Rhabditidae. Gene Ontology annotation, molecular function: sequence-specific DNA binding; DNA-binding transcription factor activity; zinc ion binding. Bases 1 to 1143 code for a protein of 380 amino acids. The transcript is spliced from 5 exons. Gene Ontology annotation, biological process: regulation of DNA-templated transcription. The record is from RefSeq and is a predicted model, not a curated record.